This is a messenger RNA of Pongo pygmaeus (Bornean orangutan), 1892 nucleotides long. It is a transcript of the gene ENO3, whose product is annotated as enolase 3. The record is from RefSeq and is a predicted model, not a curated record. Gene Ontology annotation, cellular component: phosphopyruvate hydratase complex. Gene Ontology annotation, molecular function: magnesium ion binding; phosphopyruvate hydratase activity. The transcript is spliced from 12 exons. The coding region runs from base 479 to 1810 and encodes 443 amino acids. Gene Ontology annotation, biological process: glycolytic process. Lineage: Eukaryota; Metazoa; Chordata; Mammalia; Primates; Hominidae.
CCCGGCGCCGGCGGGAAGGGCCUCCGAGUCCGGCCGAAGCGCCCUGUGACCCCCGCCGGUCGGCUGGUAUGGCUGCAGAGGAGCUCGGGGCAGACCCCGCACUGGCCCCAGAGCCGGCAAAGUGGAGAUCUCUACCGAGAGCAGAGACCCACCUCCCCGCAGUGCUACAAGCGGGGCGCCGGAAGAGCCCCAGGCGUGCAGAAGCUCACAAAAGGCCACCCGUCCUCGGUCCAUUCAUUUUUGUUCACUGUUGAUUCAACCCCAUUCAUUGAUGGGCUGGGGCCUUGCGCUGAGCGCCCACAGUCGAUGGGGAAAGGGGCUCUGACCGACCGUCCCCACGCCGGGCGACAAGUGCUGUCCCAGCGUUAUCAGUCGGGCGCCGCGCCAGCCCUGAGGGCCCGUCUCAAUUCGUCUCCUGUCCCCUAACUCAUCCCCGCGCUGGCUGGCCUGGACAGGGUAGGAUGGGGCGGCGCCGAGAAUGGCCGUUGUGAGAACCCUAAGAGCCAUGGCCAUGCAGAAAAUCUUUGCCCGGGAAAUCUUGGACUCCAGGGGCAACCCCACAGUGGAGGUGGACCUGCACACAGCCAAGGGCCGAUUCCGAGCAGCUGUGCCCAGUGGGGCUUCCACGGGUAUCUAUGAAGCUCUGGAACUAAGAGAUGGGGACAAAGGCCGCUACCUGGGGAAAGGAGUCAUGAAGGCUGUGGAGCACAUCAACAAGACUCUGGGCCCUGCUCUGCUGCAAAAGAAACUAAGUGUUGUGGAUCAAGAAAAAGUUGACAAAUUUAUGAUUGAGCUGGAUGGGACCGAGAAUAAGUCCAAGUUUGGGGCCAAUGCCAUCCUGGGCGUGUCCUUGGCCGUGUGUAAGGCGGGAGCAGCUGAGAAGGGGGUCCCCCUGUACCGUCACAUCGCAGAUCUCGCUGGGAACCCUGACCUCAUACUCCCAGUGCCAGCCUUCAAUGUGAUCAACGGGGGCUCCCAUGCUGGAAACAAGCUGGCCAUGCAGGAGUUCAUGAUUCUGCCUGUGGGAGCCAGCUCCUUCAAGGAAGCCAUGCGCAUUGGUGCUGAGGUCUACCACCACCUCAAGGGGGUCAUCAAGGCCAAGUAUGGGAAGGAUGCCACCAAUGUGGGUGAUGAAGGCGGCUUCGCACCCAACAUCCUGGAGAAUAAUGAGGCCCUGGAGCUGCUGAAGACGGCCAUCCAGGCAGCUGGUUACCCAGACAAGGUGGUGAUCGGCAUGGAUGUGGCAGCAUCUGAGUUCUAUCGCAAUGGGAAGUAUGAUCUUGACUUCAAGUCGCCCGAUGAUCCUGCACGGCACAUCACUGGGGAGAAGCUUGGAGAGCUGUAUAAGAGCUUUAUCAAGAACUAUCCUGUGGUCUCCAUCGAGGACCCCUUUGACCAGGAUGACUGGGCCACUUGGACCUCCUUCCUCUCGGGGGUGAACAUCCAGAUUGUGGGGGAUGACUUGACAGUCACCAACCCCAAGAGGAUUGCCCAGGCCGUUGAGAAGAAGGCCUGCAACUGUCUGCUGCUGAAGGUCAACCAGAUCGGCUCAGUGACCGAAUCGAUCCAGGCGUGCAAACUGGCUCAGUCUAAUGGCUGGGGGGUGAUGGUGAGCCACCGCUCUGGGGAGACUGAGGACACAUUCAUUGCUGACCUUGUGGUGGGGCUCUGCACAGGACAGAUCAAGACUGGCGCCCCCUGCCGCUCGGAGCGUCUGGCCAAAUACAACCAACUCAUGAGGAUCGAGGAGGCUCUUGGGGACAAGGCAAUCUUUGCUGGACGCAAGUUCCGUAACCCGAAGGCCAAGUGAGAAGCUGGAGGCUCCAGGACUCCACUGGACAGACCCAGGUCUUCCAGACCUGCUUCCUGAAAUAAACACUGGUGCCAACCAA